This is a messenger RNA of Aspergillus piperis CBS 112811, 682 nucleotides long. Its product is annotated as rhodopsin family protein. Lineage: Eukaryota; Fungi; Ascomycota; Eurotiomycetes; Eurotiales; Aspergillaceae. Bases 117 to 530 code for a protein of 137 amino acids. The record is from RefSeq and is a predicted model, not a curated record. The transcript has 7 exons.
UCUACACGUCGCAUUACAUGAUCCAACGCGAUCCCGAUUCCUGUCUUAUUACCUCCUUAGUUAGAAUAAACCAACCCACCCUUUGUUCAUCCUGAGAGCACUCCAAAGCCGCAAACAUGGCCAUCUGCAUCACCUUCGGAACACAUGAGUUCACUUCCAUGCUGGAAGGAUACGAGAAUGUCCGCGCAUUCUGCUAUAACUGCCAACAUUGGAAUGGUCAUUGUUUGACGAGAUGGCCGUGGUUCACCGUCUGCUUCAUUCCUGUCAUCCCUCUCGCAACACAUAAGUAUAAGGAAGUAACCUGCUACACAUGCCGCUUCACGCAGGAUUUACGCGACCGCCCUGAUAUCACCCCAGAGACGAGACCACCUCCGGGUGUCGUACCAGGCCAAUUACCACAGGCGUACUAUGGCGGCGGUGCACCUUUCUAUCCCCCGCAGCAGGCAUCAGGCCCACCUCCACAGGCGUCCGGGGGUGUGGUAGCGCCGCCGCAGCAGCAGGCAGAGCAGCAGAACCAUGUGUAUAAGUGAUGAUUAUUUCUGACUUCUGUUUUCGUUGAUGAUGUAUUAUGAUCGGUUGAUGGUCCGUUGUCUGUAUUUAUCGAAUACCUUUUGCUUGCUUGUUGCCCUUGUGCUUACUAGCUAUCGCGCAUGUAUUGUAUCAAAUCCGAUUCAAUCACUCU